Messenger RNA from Stomoxys calcitrans (stable fly), 1284 nucleotides. RefSeq names its product nuclear receptor subfamily 2 group E member 1 (gene Hr83). The transcript has 2 exons. Gene Ontology annotation, biological process: cell differentiation; regulation of transcription by RNA polymerase II; anatomical structure development. NCBI's taxonomy places the organism in Eukaryota, Metazoa, Arthropoda, Insecta, Diptera, Muscidae. Gene Ontology annotation, molecular function: RNA polymerase II cis-regulatory region sequence-specific DNA binding; nuclear receptor activity; zinc ion binding. The coding region runs from base 199 to 1245 and encodes 348 amino acids. The record is from RefSeq and is a predicted model, not a curated record.
UUUGCAUAUCAUUUGUGCCAACUCAUCGUGCUUUGACAUGACCUGUCACGUGGUGAUUAUUUAACUGAACUUUUCAUUUCCCAGCACUCGAGCUAAACAAGGCGAAAACGCUAAGUAAAUAUUUGGACGACACUUGCAGGACAAAGUCGAUUGGGGAGAAGAAGGAAGAGCAUUGGCUAUAAAUAUGUCGGGUCGAUUAUGCGACCAUCUCAGUUUGUCUUAGACCGAGCAAGUAGUAUGGCCCUCAACACUCAUGCGGCUGGUGAUGGUCAAUGCUGCAUGGCCGACAUGGGCGAAGGAGCCAACCUUAAGUUCGUACUUUGCCAGGUGUGCGGAGAUCAAAGUUCGGGUAAACACUACGGCGUAAUCUGUUGCGAUGGCUGCUCCUGCUUCUUUAAGCGCAGUGUGCGCAAGGGCAAUAUCUACAGCUGCAUAGCGGGCAAGGGGAACUGCAUCAUAGACAAAGCUCGUCGUAAUUGGUGUCCGUUUUGUCGAUUUCAGCAGUGCCUCAAGGUUGGCAUGAAUGUGCAGGCCGUGCAGGAGGAAAGAGGUCCUAGACAUCAAAGUUCUUCCUCGGCACUCACGGAUUGCCAGGAGGAUCGCGACACAAAGUUGAACCUUAAACCAGCUGUCAGGCGUCUGAGUUUUAUUUCGAGUCUCAGAUACAAUACCUCCGCUGUAUCGCUGGCAUUGGGGAAACCAUCUGUCUCCGGUGUUGUGGGCAAUUCAUCGUCUAGUCAUGCCGGUGUGGUAAAUUUUCAACUAUUAACACAAAUUUUGGUGACCUGCUUACGACAGGCCAAGAGCAACGAGCAGUUUCGUACGUUGCCCUCCAGUCAACAGGAGACCAUUCUGCACUUGGUAUGGAGCGAAUGUUUUGUUUUAAGGGCCUCCCACUGGACAUUUGAUAUUACGGCUGUAUUUCAGGCUUGCGGUGAUGUAGCCUUGCAUCGCAUCAUCGAGGAGGCAAAGCAAAUCAAUGCCGAUGUUAUGGAACUGAGUUUUCUUGAGACCCUCAUCUUGUGUCGCCGAGAAUAUGCCUUGAAUGGAGAGUAUGCAACUCUAUUGGAGAAUUACAGUAACAACGCCCUUUUGGCUUUAGCACGCUACACUGCUCAACAAUCGAAUUGGUUGCGGUUUGGUUCCCUGUUAUUGGCAUUGCGUCAACUUUCCCUCAGACGUUACGAAUGCACGCUGACCGGACUCUUUCGUUCCAUUGUUAAGGAUAUUAUCAGAACGCUUUAGGCAAUUCGGUAAAAAACAAAUGAAAAAAUACAGCUAACA